AUGGACAUGCCUAUGCCUCCGUCUGUAUCAAAUGGCACAACCACCAUGAUGAUGAUGAACAUGCAAAUGAGUUUCUACUGGGGCAGAAAAGCCACAGUUCUUUUCACUGGAUGGCCUAAUAACAACCUUGGAAUGUACAUCUUAGCUAUUUUAUUUGUGUUCUUUCUAGCCAUGGCUGCUGAGGUUUUGUCGAACCAACCUCCCAUCAAACGCGGGACUAAUCCUCUCAUUGGAGGGUUGGUUCAGUCCUCGGUUCACUUCUUUCGAAUCGUUUUCAUUUACUUACUCAUGCUUGCUGUCAUGUCCUUCAAUGUUGGAAUCUUUAUUGCUGCUGUUGUUGGUCAUACGUUGGGAUUCUUUGUUGCCCGGUCGCGUGCUAUUGCCGUUGCUAAUGGAGAAGAUCAACGUUCAUCUUCGGUCACACUUAAAAUUUGA
Messenger RNA from Lathyrus sativus (Indian pea), 435 nucleotides. NCBI's taxonomy places the organism in Eukaryota, Viridiplantae, Streptophyta, Magnoliopsida, Fabales, Fabaceae. The record is from the annotation of a GenBank genome assembly.